Molecule: messenger RNA, 1496 nt
Organism: Mytilus trossulus (common blue mussel)
Lineage: Eukaryota; Metazoa; Mollusca; Bivalvia; Mytilida; Mytilidae
Exons: 3
Coding region: 102-1496 (464 amino acids)
Source: RefSeq, a predicted model, not a curated record
UUUUCGCCGUGACGUCACGAAAUCACGUGACUUCCGACUGGUUGGCAAGAUAAUUGUUUACAUUGUAAGGCCGAUCAUAAUGAGAUUAACGGUUAAUUACGAUGGUUGUGUCUUGUUGUGUAAUCAACUGUACAACAAGAUUUAAUAAUAGUGACCCAAAAAGCUUUUACCGAGUACCAAAAAAGCCUGACACACGCAGACAACUUUGGAUUUCAGCUAUUAAGCGAGAAGGCCCUGAAGGGAAGCCCUGGGAGCCUGCAGACCAUGAUAGAGUGUGCUAUCGACAUUUCAUAACUGGUCAGAAGAGCAAUGAUAAGACAAAUCCUGACUAUGUCCCAUCCAUCCACAUGGGGGGAUAUGAGGGCACAACCACAAAUGGACAGUUGCGUGCAGCCCGCUUUGAGAGAUUCCAAAAGAGAGAGGCUGAUAAAGAUCAACAAGAGGCAGCAUCAGUACUUCUGGACAUAUCAGAAAACCUUCCACCACCUACAUGUAUAGAGACAACAGAAGAUUUACAUGGUCCAUGCAUCAAGAAAAUAGCAACCCUUCGUAUCGAAAAUGAACUUCUUCAUGCUGAGCUUGGCAGGUUACAAGCAUCAAAUAUUACACUAAGAAAAGAAGUUAAUGACUCAAGGUUUGGUGACCAAGCAAUAUCCAGUGACCGUAGAACACUAUUUUACACAGGUGUGCCUUAUAAAGCCAUUUUCAUGUGGUUAGUUUCAUUUUGUCUGACAAUAUUACCAUCCAGCAAAUUAAUGUCUCCGUCAAACAUUUUAUUGUGUAUUCUAAUGAAGCUGAGACUGAACAUUCAACACCAAGAUAUAGCUUAUCGGUUCAACGUGUCAGUCACUACUGUAUCUGAUAUUUUUAACAAAGGUAUUCCAAAACUUGCUGAAAAACUGUCGUUUCUAGUGCAGUGGCCAGAUAAAGACAAUCUCAUUAAGAACAUGCCCAUAGUAUUUAAACUUUCAUAUCCAAGGUGCAUCAGCAUUAUAGACUGUUUUGAAGUAUUUAUCCAAAGACCAGCAAAUUUAACUGCAAGGGCACAAACCUGGUCGAAUUAUAAACAUCACAACACAAUCAAGUUUUUAGUGUCCAUAACACCUACCGGUGCAAUAUCAUUUGUGUCAAAAGCCUUUGGAGGUAGAACGUCCGACAAAGUUAUAACUCAGCGCAGUGGUUUUUUGGAUAAAUUAGAGCAUGGGGACCAAGUUCUAGCAGACCGAGGUUUUUUAAUUGCAGAGGAGUUAGCCAGUCGCCAUGCAUCAUUAGUAAUUCCUGCUUUCACCAAAGGUAAAUCCCAACUAAGUGCAAAAGAAGUUGAACAGACAAGAAAAAUUGCCCAUGUGCGCAUUCAUGUGGAGAGGGCAAUCGAACAGUUAAAAAACUUCAACAUUUUAAGUAGUAAUAUGAGCAUUUAUUUGGUGCCUCAUUCAGACAGUAUUGUUACAUUAUGUUCAGCAGUGUGUAAUUUACAUCCUAAACUUGUGUCUUGA